Molecule: messenger RNA, 730 nt
Organism: Phalaenopsis equestris
Lineage: Eukaryota; Viridiplantae; Streptophyta; Magnoliopsida; Asparagales; Orchidaceae
Product: kinesin-like protein KIN-8B
Exons: 3
Coding region: 69-497 (142 amino acids)
Biological process (GO): microtubule-based movement
Molecular function (GO): microtubule binding; ATP binding; microtubule motor activity
Source: RefSeq, a predicted model, not a curated record
CGAUAGUGCUCUGCAGCAAGCUGACUCGGAUAUUGAAGGAUGGUCUUAGCGGCAACUCACAAACUGUUAUGAUUGCUACCAUUUCACCUGCUGAUGAUCAGUAUCAUCAUACAGUCAAUACCCUGAAAUAUGCUGACCGCGCCAAGGAAAUCAAGACACAUGUACAUAAAAAUAUUGGGAUUAUCGACACUCACGUCGCAGAUUACCAAAAAAUGAUAGACAGUCUCCAGGUGGAAGUUUGUCGUUUAAGAAAAGAACUGGCUGAGAAGGAGUCUCUAAAUGUAAAACCUGUUGAGAUAACUUCAAAUGAUGAGAUUUCUUGGCUGAAUGCUCUAAGCCAGGAAACUAGUGAAAAUGUCCAGGAACGCAUAAAUCUACAGAAGGCAUUGUUUGAGCUUGAGGAAACAAACCUUCGAAACCGCACUGAACUGCAACAUCUAGAUGAUGCCAUCACAAAAAAUAAGGUUCGUGAUCUCGCAUAUCUCAAUACUAGUUAGAUUUUAGGGAUAAUAACAUAUAGCACUUGGAACGUUGUUAUUUCCAUUUCCAAAACUUGCACCAAGUGAUAUUUUUAAACAACCCAACCAAUGUAUUUAAGCAUGCCACGAUCAAACCAUCAGGAAUUUGAUAAAAAUGAAAAUAUGUGUUGAGGUUUUGUUGUGAAUUUUGAUAUUUGAGUACGAAUUUGAAAAUAGAUGAAAUAGAGUGCUAGUCUUGUAAAUAGCAAUGU